Anopheles marshallii is the source of this 2007-nucleotide messenger RNA. RefSeq names its product mediator of DNA damage checkpoint protein 1-like. Bases 1 to 2007 code for a protein of 668 amino acids. The transcript is spliced from 4 exons. NCBI's taxonomy places the organism in Eukaryota, Metazoa, Arthropoda, Insecta, Diptera, Culicidae. The record is from RefSeq and is a predicted model, not a curated record.
AUGGAAAAGGAAUUCCAUAUAGUAACAGCCCGUGCAAUAUUUGCAUACCUUUACGACCAUGAUAUGUACAGACUGGCGGAGGAGUUCUGUUUAGCAAAUCCGUAUUUGGAGACGGAUCGUCAUUUGAUGAAGGAGGGCAAAAUGCCGGUAAACUAUUUGCAGAAACCGCUGCAGAUCGUGAUGCAGGAGUUCAUCGUGAUGGAAUCGAUACUAUUGCAGCUGGUGAAUCUUUGCAGCAGUGCAGUAAGUUUUCCGGACACCAGCUCCAUCUUGGAACUGGGGGAACAUUUGAUCAAGGUGCUUAAAUCAACGGGUACGGGACAGGUACUGAAGGCGGUCAUUUCCACGGUUCCUGCCUGUGCCGAUUGGAGUGAGACACAGCCAUCGACUGCACACCCUGCACCGCUUUCGAUUCCACCGUCUGUUGUGGAAACCACGAGCACUAAGUCAAGUGCUUCCGCUAUACCGUUCUCUGCCGAUAACCUGUUUGGCCAUGACAUCAUCAUUACGGCGUCGGAUAUGAGCCUUAUUGACACAAUAACACAUUGUGUAGAAUCGGAUAACAUACCCGUUAUAACGGAGAACACGGUGUUCAAUGAACAACCGAUCGAAACUGUUAAAACUAGUGGCGUUAUCACUGUAGCACAUGCGGGUGACAUGCUAUCAAACCUAUCUUCCACAUCAACCUCCGCUGCAACGAACGUCGGGAUGACCUCUCCACAUCAAAUCAACCAACCAAACAAUUCGGCUCAACAUGUUACGUUGCAGGUGGCGCGUGAAAACGUACCCAUGGCACCAAAUCCGCCUCUAUCGAUUGUCACCAACCAGCCGGUAUCGAAUGUAUCGAAACCGCUCACCGAAAAGAUAUUGGCAACGACCGGUGCGACACGGUCAAAUGCAACACCGCUGGACCACCCGAUCGUACCCGGUACGGUCAGUUCCCGUUCGACCUCCAGCCGCAAGCAAUCGCACAUCCGCAUCCUGGACUUUGGCACACCGCCAUUCAAGCGUGGCAGCUCUUCGACCUAUGGUCCGUCGCCUGUGAUACCGUCACCAUCCCUGCACGUGACCCAACAAACCGUCUCCGUGCCGAAGCUUACACCACCAACUAGUGUAGCUGUCAGGAACCUGGCAACGGUGCCGACCGACAGCGAGGAACCGAAACCAAAGAAAGUAAUCGUGAAGCGACGACUAAAGCUGGGCGGAAUGCGAAAACCAACCAAACGAAUCGUUGACCCCAGGCUUGCCGUCAGGGAGAAGAGAAAGAGGGUAGUACUAAAGAAUAAAACAGUUUUACCGGAAAGUAUACAUCAGGAACUCGACACCAGCAAUACUACCUCAUCAUCAAACAGUUCCAAAAGUGAUCGAAAUAAUGUACAAGCGAAAGAGAACGCAUAUACCUCGAAACACGCACCCACCAUCAACUUGUCACCAGGGAAAGCGUUACGGCCACUCUCAGCGUCACCACCUAGGACCGUCAUACCCGGUUCGCCCGCCUGUCCGGUCGAUCCGCUUGCCAUGUGUCCGAUGACGCCACGCUUCCUUACCCGUCCACUGCAGCCUCUGUAUAUGCUGUCGCCUCUGCUCGGUACUCUCGACCCGAGUGCAAUCAGCCAGAUCAAAUCAAUCAGCCACACGAAACAAUUCACUGACAUCAAUACACCCGGCUAUCCAAUAACACCCGGCAAUACCAUUACUCCGUCGCCUCCGACGGAUAGUGUACCGUACUAUGAAAGUGAAUCGGGUGCGGUUAAUAUCGCACGGAAGUCAGACGACUCGGACAGUGAGUCUUCCGUUGCGUCUAAACCACAGUUAACGCUUACGGUCAGUGAGGGCAGUGAAGAGAUAGCGAUAAAGUACGUAGAACGCGAACGAAUGCCUCCAGCGGUGAAGAGCAAUCAUAAGUUAGACGAACAGCUCUCGGCACGUAUCGAAAUUGACAAUGGGAACCGUGUGUUUCAGAUCGCGGUUACACCGACCAUUACGUUGUACGAAGAUUUUCCGUAG